GCCAGCAGGACUUUACGUGUCGAGUGACAUUACGAUGCAGUCCGGCGUAUUGGUUUGAAACUUCAGCUGCAGUGUCCAGCUUUCACAUAGCAAUGUUCACAUGUGCACGCGCGCAAGGGUCUAUCAUCUGAGCCGCUUCGCCUCACGACACAGGCAGUGAGACACUGCACGAAGCGCAGUUGACCGGCCGCGUCUGCCUGGUGUUCGAGACUACAAACACCCGCGCUGGGCCUCUCGCCUCACUUCAGCGCGCACAGCGUAGACCUGAUCGCCCGCCAUGGUCAAAGCUGAUGCUUCGCGAAAUUACUAUGCGGAUCUGAAAGUCACUCCCAACGCCAGCGAGAACGAGAUCCGCAAGGCUUUCCGCUCUCUUGCCCUGCAAUACCACCCCGACCGCAAUCCAGGGCGUGAACAAGAGUUUGUUGUCAAAUUUCAAGAGAUCCAGGCUGCUCACGAAGUCCUAUGUGAUCCAACGCUGCGGCUCAAGUACGACAAGGAGAGAACAAAGUACCGCAAUCUGAACGUACCUACGAACACGCCGAACACACCACGAACCAGACCGCCCCCUCCACCACGGAAUGCCUACACGACCACCGCACCCAGCAGCUCCUACCACCGUCCUCAGCCCCCAAAGCCUCAGCCUCAGCCGCAACGACCGCCCCCGCCACAGCAUCACCAGACGUACAACAGCGGGCAGGACAGAUUCACCAACAAGAACUUCAGGCCGCCACCGACCGCGCAACGGCCACCUUCAGGGCAUAAAGACUCGCAGGACCGUGCGAAUGUCUUCACAGCAUGGCAGAAGAUGAAAUCAGGCGCUCGGCCUGAAGAGACUCGACCACACAAUCCUACAAACACCAAAAAUCCCAAUGGUGCACCUUUUGGGCGCAGUCAGAGUACAAGGGUGCCGUCCAAUAAGACUGGCUUCAACCCAGGGACGCCGGGUGCAGACGAAGGGCCGGCAAAGUCAGGAGGGUAUCGGUCAAGCUAUGCCCGCCCAGCUGCGACACCACCCACACCAGCUACACCUAACUCGCCCAACGUUGAUGCACCAUUCUCAGAGGGCAAUCGUGUACGAACACCAUACUACUCAAGGGCUUCAGGUGUUCGCGAAGAGGGCAUUGGCAGGUCUGCGAGCAUGCGCAACUCCCCAUCACACUCACAUCAACCUAGCCCGUCUAAUGAGGGAGGGUCAUACUCGGACUCCGGACGUCGACAACAGCGUAACUCAUAUGGCGGUAAUCCGACGAAGGGUCCAUUUCCUCAAAUGUAUCCAGACUCCAGCGACGAGUCUGAGGCUGAAGUUUUCCAAAAGAGUACUGCAAACAGGCCACGAGCGCAACCAAGAGCUCCACAACACCCUCCACCACCCACCUGGGAUCAGAAUGGCUUUGCAACUCCUCCAUCCAAACAAAGUGCACCACCGCCCGGGAGCGUACCCAAUAGCUUCAAGAGCAGGAGUGAGGAAAGCAUCAACUUGAAGUUCUCGCCCUCAGACUGGCAUGGCAAGUUCGGGAGUAAUGCUGAUUACUUUGCUGCGCCGAACGUACAGAUAGGUGCGAAUAACAAGGGUCGGCAAUCUCCAACACGAGGAAGAGCUGGCUCACAACGAGCAGCAGCACCUUCAUAUCCACCGGCUGGAAACACGUUCAAGACACAGUUUGGGUACAUGCCUCCACCGCCUCCUGGUCCCCCGCCUAAACCCAAGUUCGCGCCACCUACCGAAGCCAUGCCUCAUACUGCGAAGUUCAGCCCAGAGAUCUGGUCUGAGACGUUCAAGGAGCCAAGUUGGGCGUUACCGAAAGAAGCCUUGGAUCGAAAGAAUUCAGAGACCGUCAAACGCCCAAAACCUCCACGCAAAUCGUCUGUGCCCAGACCACAAGAUCAGGCCGAGAAGGCUCGGCCGAAGUAUCAAGCGACUGCAGAGGAACCGACAGGCGAGCCGGAUGAGAUGGAUAUCGACUUAGACACUCCGACCACAAAUGCGAAUACGUCCGCUACAAGACCUAAAACAGCACCAUCCUCGCCCAGGAAAGACAAGGCACGAAGGACAGGGUCGGUGCCUCCAAAGACUGGCCUCUCGCCUGCGCCUGUGGGCGAUUCUUCUGCACCAGGCCUGAAUGGCCUCGCAGGCCUUGCGACUGUCGAGCCGUUCUUGCCUGCCCAAAAUGGAAGUCUCUCGCUUGAUGCGCUCAAAGACACGCUGCCAUUCCAGUCGCAAGCCUCCAACGCUCAUCCAACGAAACCUAAUUCAGCGCGUUCAUUGAAGCUUCCUCCAGUACCCGCGGCUCCUCACCCUCCGUUGAAGCUCGACACGACAACGACAGAUGCCUACUUCAGUCACAUGGAGGGUUAUGUCAGGUUGUUCAACGCCUUCAGCAAGGGUGUCACCGACCACUUCGCCUCCAGGAGCGCGGAGCUUGAAGAUCUCGAUGACCGCUUUAUUCAUCAUCGCGGUGAAACUACUAGGAAGCUCGGUUUUGCCAGCUAUCUCAAUCGCAUGCGGGAAGACGAAGCGGUCAUGGUGAUGUGGAAGGUCGCGCAGGAGAGACACAUCCAGGCGUUAGAACAGUGCGAGGAGGUCCGGAACAAGACGAUCAAGCUGUAUCAGUGAGCAGCUAGGGAUGUCGACAAGCAGCACAUAUACUGUUGUGCUGACAUUUCUUUAGCAUUCAGGUACCGAGAGAAGAUACGAGUCCGACGAAAGUGAUGAGGGAACGGUUCAUUGACAUUGUCGCUGCGCUUUCGCUUCGACGAGCAGUCACAAUGUCUACUUCAAAGCCAAGGCCGGUGGCUUUGCCUGCGAAGGUGUCAUCAUCCACAUAUCAGUACACAAAGAGGAACGUCAGCACGUCAGCUUAGUGUGCAGAUGAUACGGACGAUGAACGAGGUCCAUCUAGGCCUGAGCUGUUGAAACUGAGGAAAAAGCCAAAGAGAUGUGUGCUUGGAUAGCAUGGUGUUUGGGCAUAGGAUACCCUUGUUCUUGUACUUGCAUAUGUAGACCACCAUUCGCAUAGCAUGUUCGGACACAUCUUUAUAUAGGCAGUGCAUAGCGAAUACAAUAUCAACAUCGCGAUGCUCCCGAG
Molecule: messenger RNA, 3086 nt
Organism: Didymella exigua CBS 183.55
Lineage: Eukaryota; Fungi; Ascomycota; Dothideomycetes; Pleosporales; Didymellaceae
Exons: 2
Coding region: 278-2614 (778 amino acids)
Cellular component (GO): cytoplasm
Source: RefSeq, a predicted model, not a curated record